CAAUGUCUGAAUCAAAAUCUUUAUUAAUUAAUAUUAUAAGUCCUGAAGGAAUGAUUACAAAUUUUAAUAUAACAUCAGAUAUGACUAUUAAUGCAAUCAAAAAUAUUGCAAUAAAAUAUUUUUAUGGUGAUGAUACAUCAAGAAAUCCAAGUGAUUUUCGUUUAAUUCAUUCAACUAAAUUCAAAUGUCUCUUAGAUAAUUAUAAUAUAACAAAUGAAAACAUUAAUGAAAAUGAGGAAUUAAUGUUAAUAAACAUUCGUUCUAUAUCUACGAAUGACGAUUUAUCUGAAAAGGCUUUAAAAGGUCCAAGUAAAGAAUUAAUAUUACAAGUAACAGAAAAUUUACCUAUACGUAAUCCACCUAAACAUAUUCCUUCACUUUAUUGUCCUGCAGAUUUUCAAAAUGAAGUGCGAAAAAUUUUAAUAACACUUGUAAAAGCAUCAGCAAGAAUUAUUUUAUACAGUCCAGAAGCACAAAAAUUUUGUGAUAUUUUAAAAGAAAAAUUAGAAGCAAGAUGUAAACCAAAUAUUAAUCCAAAUGCUAUAAAAACUCUUACAGAAAUGGGUUAUUCUGAGAAAAAAGUCUUAAAAAUUCUUCGCUUACGAAAAUCAAAUAUAAUGGAAGCUUUAGAAUGGUUAACAGAACAUCAAAAUGACCCAGAAGAUGAUGAUAAUGAUUUAGAUUCAGAAUCUAUUGAAACAGGAUGUCAAGAUUUAAAUUUAAAUAAGGAAGAGAAUAUACUUAACAUAGUAGAUCGUUUAUUAAAAAAUUAUCAUCACUGUAGAAAAAUAGAUUUUAAACCUAAUUCUAGAGCAGUACAAUUAUUAUUAGAAAUGGGAUUUGAAGAAAGCAAUAUUAUUGAAGCUCUAAAAAUUACUGGAAACAAUCAAAUUAAUGCUUGUGAAUGGUUACUUGGAGAAAGAAGACACAGCUUACAAGAUUUAGAUAAAGAACUUGAUUCGGAUAAUCCAAUUUAUAAAGCAAUUAUGAAUGAUCCUCGCAUCCAACUUAGUCUUACAAAUCCUAAUAUGCUACUUGUAUAUUUAUCCCUAUUGGAAACACCUGUAGCUAUAGGUGAACGAAUAAGGGAUCCUGAAAUAGGACCGGUACUUGAUCAUAUUAUUGCAAUGUAUCAUGCUGAAAAACAUGCAAUUCAUAUGAAUCAAUAUGUAAUUGACUUUUAAUAAGAAAAUUACUUUUUAAAAUAAAUAACAUAUUAUAAGCAAUAUCAUUAAAUAAAUAUUACAAUUUGUAAAAAAUAUUAAAAUUUUGCAAAUUCUAAUAAUAAAAGUUUAUAAUAAAUAUAUUAAUAAAAUUAAUUAACUAGCAACA
Apis dorsata (giant honeybee) is the source of this 1332-nucleotide messenger RNA. It is a transcript of the gene Kpc2, whose product is annotated as ubiquitin-associated domain-containing protein 1. Lineage: Eukaryota; Metazoa; Arthropoda; Insecta; Hymenoptera; Apidae. Gene Ontology annotation, molecular function: protein binding. The transcript has 8 exons. The record is from RefSeq and is a predicted model, not a curated record. Bases 3 to 1184 code for a protein of 393 amino acids.